AUGGCGUAUUCUUAUAACGUGGAAGAGGCGCCUCCCGACGACGUACCCAGCGUGCAGCACGACAUCCAGCGCGCAAAGAAGUACCUUCAGAAACGCAGCUCGGAAUCGGGUGACAGCUUAUACGACCACUUAACUGAGCUUUUAGCGAAGAUCUUAGUCGAGCGGCCGCGAAACGCUGUCGAUAUCUUUGAGCAGUACAGCAGGAAACUAAAGGAAGAGAGGUUUAAGACUAAGACGGAUCAUCUACGGGAUCUGUAUGUACCACCCGUGCAGUACGACGACGCCAAGAAGCUCAUUAGACUCUUCCAGAGCGUAAGGCAGCAGAUCGACGAGCAGGGUGAGAGAGACAAGAUGGCUGACGCGGGGGAGGACGAGGGGGGCAAGAAAAAAAAGUGUCCCGACAUGUUGGAUCUUUUGUUUUAUCUCGAGCAGAUAGGUAUAGGAUUGCCGCGACAAGAGAUGGUGUUGCUUAAUUUAUCGAUUCGCAAGCUUGCCUCCGAGAUACCGGUUGAGAAUAUUAGGUUUUGGGGCAAGAUACUCGGAAAACCCAAGAAUUAUUACGUGGUGGAGGCGGAACUUCAGGCGGACGAGUUAGCCCGAAGAUUAAAGGAAGCGAGCAGUGCGUCGGCGCGAGAACAACCGCCAGAGUCAGAGAAAGCGGGAAGAGAAGAGGAAGAAAGAGAGGCCAAGACGACGGCGAAACUCGUGGAAGAAGUAGCCGCGACGGAAAUCCUGCGCGAGGACGAAGGGAGCGAGCCUUUGGAGUUUGGCCUUCCGCCUCUGCCUGUUAACCCGUGGCAACCACUGGCGGAAGUGCCAGGCGAAAGAAUCGGGAACGGUCUCAAUAAAAAGGUGUAUUUUGUAUGCAACGCGCCCGGGCUGGACGAGUGGAUCGAACUUCCGGCGGUUACGCCGCAGCAGAUAGUAAUUGCACGACAGAUUGUCCGAUACUGCACGGGAAACUUGGAGACACCGAUUCACAGUUUCCCGCCGUUCCCCGGUGUCGAGAAAAAUUACCUCCGCGCGCAAAUUGCGAGGAUCAACGCGGCUACUCACGUAUCGCCAAUCGGCUUCUUCACGCUCGGCGGAGAGGUCGAGGACGAAGAGCUGGACGAGGAGAGGACGAGGACAGAGGUUUAUACGGAAGAAGAGCUUUCGGAAAACGUGUAUUACGAUCCACCGCCGAUCGAGGACCUCGUGGAUCCUUCAAACUGGUGCCACCACAGCCCGUAUAUUCUCGAGCAAGGACGAACAGUUUGGUGGAGCCCCGAGAGGGAGGAGAAAAUUACGGAUGAGGAACUCGAAGGAGAAGAAGAGGUAGAGGAGGACAAAACCAGGGCGACCAAGGCUGAGGAGCUCAAGGAGCAAAGAGAGAUCGGCCCGCCUCUAUUAACUCCUUUAUCCGAGGACGCGGUUGUCGACCUCGUGAUGCCGUGGACCGGCAGACAAUCGUCGCGGAUGCAGCCGGACAUCGCGGUAGCUGCGGUCAGAUCGAACGUCUGGCCCGGAGCUUUCGCGUUCGCAGUUGGAAAACGCUUCGCCAACGUGUACAUCGGCUGGGGCCACAAGUACAACGCGUACAACUAUAGUCCACCCAACAUGCCGCCCGUCCAGGAUCAGUACAAGAUUGGACCGGAGGUCAUGGAGAUUCAUGAUCCCACUGUUGAAGAAGAAGAGGCGGAUCGAAUUGCGCGUUCGCCGCCGCCGUUACCAACCGAAGAGGUGCUAGGUGAAGAAGAAAGAGAAGAAGAGGAAGAAGAUGAUGAUGAGGAAGAA
Odontomachus brunneus is the source of this 1776-nucleotide messenger RNA. It is a transcript of the gene Rsph4a, whose product is annotated as radial spoke head protein 6 homolog A. Lineage: Eukaryota; Metazoa; Arthropoda; Insecta; Hymenoptera; Formicidae. The annotation marks the transcript as partial. The transcript has 12 exons. Gene Ontology annotation, biological process: cilium assembly; cilium movement involved in cell motility; axoneme assembly. The record is from RefSeq and is a predicted model, not a curated record. Gene Ontology annotation, cellular component: axoneme; radial spoke.